GCAAGAAUCGUCAUGGACAGAGUCAUCAACAUCCUCCUCCUCCUUGUCAUCAUUUCCGACAUCCUUGUCAAAAUCUCUGCCUUUCUCACCCCCCAGCAAACAAGAUAAACCAAAGCCUUGCCACUUCUGGUUCAAGAACGGGCGGUGCAGGUACGGCUCUCAGUGCCGCUUCUCGCACGUCAGAGAGGACGAGGACGCGUCAAGAGCGAGGGCGAUGAAUCGAGAGGAGGUCAACUUUGACUCUUCUCCCCUGCCUUUUCACCAGCUAGCUGGACAGGUGCAUCGAGGAGGAAGCGAACAGAGCUCCGUUCCCGCCGCCGCCGCCGCCGCCGCCGCCGCCGCCGCCGCUGUCCCUCCUCCUCCUGCUCCUCCUGCUUCUUCCUUACAGAUCGUUCAGUCGGUCUGGGAUACAAGGAAGCACGAGCGAGGAGGAAGUAUCCCUGCCUUCCAGCCCUACCUACCAACACCCGAGAGCCAAUCAGAGACAGCAGCAGCAGCAGCAGCGGCGGCGGCAGGAGCAGCAGCAGCAGCGGCAGGAGGAGCAGCAGCAGGAGGGCAGGUAACAGAGAAGGUGUCUCAAGCGGAGCUGCAAAAGGCGAUCAGAGUCUACAACGAAAUCUUCACCAAGACUAUCCGCGAGUCAGACGAUCCAAUCCACGUCUCCCGAACCCUCCGUGGGCAUCUAGUGUAUGACGAGGCGAGGGGGUGGGAGUACUGCCCUGGUCUUUCCCUCUCCUCUUGGCCUGCUAACUGCCCCCUCCUCCACCUCGCAGCCAAGUACGGAAGGCACAAAGUUACCCACGUGCUCCUCUCGGAGUUUGGAGUGGACGUGAGCUGGAAGGACAGGAAGUCAAGCAACACUGCUCUGCACAUCGCCUCCUACUACGGGCAGAGGGCCGUAGUCGAAGUUCUGCUAGAGCACAGGGCGGACCCAAGGAGCAAGAACAAGCUCGGGGAGACGCCGCUGGACAGUCUGCAGCAGCAAAGGCAUAGACAGCGACCGGAAGAACUUCAAGGAGAACGACCGUCGUGGGCUCUUCCCUCAAUGGGAGGAGACGACUCGGCUGUUGACGGAGAUGGCGAGCCGCUGAGCUGACCGUCCGACUGUCGGAGCGCCGGGCUCCUGGCCCAGUGGAGGCCGGUCAGCAGGCGGGGCCCUGCCCGCGGGGCGCGUUCACCGCUGGCUGGCUAGUCGUGAAGUUGCUGAGUAAAUUUACGACACUG
Molecule: messenger RNA, 1224 nt
Organism: Guillardia theta CCMP2712
Lineage: Eukaryota; Cryptophyceae; Pyrenomonadales; Geminigeraceae
Exons: 3
Molecular function (GO): protein binding
Source: RefSeq, a predicted model, not a curated record